Messenger RNA from Schizosaccharomyces osmophilus, 1374 nucleotides. Its product is annotated as mRNA cleavage and polyadenylation specificity factor complex subunit. Bases 1 to 1374 code for a protein of 457 amino acids. Gene Ontology annotation, biological process: tRNA splicing, via endonucleolytic cleavage and ligation. The record is from RefSeq and is a predicted model, not a curated record. Gene Ontology annotation, molecular function: polynucleotide 5'-hydroxyl-kinase activity. Gene Ontology annotation, cellular component: mRNA cleavage factor complex; nucleus. The transcript is spliced from 2 exons. Lineage: Eukaryota; Fungi; Ascomycota; Schizosaccharomycetes; Schizosaccharomycetales; Schizosaccharomycetaceae.
AUGAUGAAAAAUAUUGAUAUUCCUAAAGGGUGUGAAUGGCGUUUUGAAGUUGAAGAACCAGGGAUUCAAAUCCGGCUUGCAACUGGAAAUGCCGAGUAUUUUGGUACAGAACUCGCUUUGGGCCCUCCCUACGAUUUCGAACAAGUUAAAGGAGCAAUCUUUACUUGGCAGGGUUGUACUCUAGAAGUGGAAGGAGAACCUUCUGUAGAGUAUGUAGCUGAAGAAACUCCUAUGUGUACAUAUUUAAAUCUGUAUUUUGCUUUGGAGAAUUUACGGAAAAAGGCUGAGGGCAAUGCUUCAAUGGAUCCUUCGAUUUCAGGUCCUAGAGUGUGUCUUAUCGGACCCAAAAGCUCUGGAAAAACGAGUGUUAUGAAGAUCCUAGAAUCAUACUCACUAAAACAAUCUCGACACCCCAUUUGUGUCAACCUGGACCCCAGUCAACCCAUGGUUGCUCUCCCAGGCUCUAUAUCCGCUUUUCACAAUGCCACCAUCUUGGACAUCCAAGAGGCAACUGGCUUUGGCACGAGUAUGUCCACUGGCCCAACUCACAUUCUUGCAAAGUCUCCUCUGGUUUACAAUUAUGGAUUGGAUAGCCCUUUUGAUAACCCAAAACUUUACAAGUCUUGUUGUUCUCGUUUAGCACUUGCUGUAAAUUCUCGAAUGACUCAAAGCUUGGAUGCAUCUGUCUCUGGAUGUCUCGUCGACACAUGUUCCUUACAAGAAAACAAUGAGCGCUACCAAGAUACUCUUCACUCUAUUAUUACAGACUUUCGUAUCAAUAUUGUCCUUGUAUUGGGCUCGGAGCGAUUGUACAGCACUAUGAAGCGUAGUUACAGUGACGCCUCUUGGCUUUCUGUUGUCAAACUUCCGUCAAGUGGAGGAUGUAUUGAAAGAGAACCCGAAUGGAUUGCAAAAUGGCAGUCUAGAUGCUUAAAGCAAUACUUUUACGGAGAUGAACGAAUGCCUCUUUCUCCGCUUUCCAUUAUCGUUGAUUCCACCCAGUUAGUAGUCUAUCGCGUGUUAGAAGCAUCAGAAAGUGGGCCAAAGUCUUCGGUUCUUCCUAUAGGUUUUGAAGAAGAAUCUGGUCAAUCAGACGACAAAGGCACUUACAUGUCUUUAGCUCUUAGUGGGAAGGGUCAGUAUUUAGAAAGGAUUACAACUGAAGCAAUGACGAUUUUACAGAACUCGAUUCUGGCGAUUUCAAGCGUAAGUGAAGAUGAAAAUGAAACUGCAAUUAUUGAUUCUUGUAUACUCGGCUACGUCUUUGUCACCGAUGUAGACGAUGUGAAAAACCGAAUGACCCUUCUUUCGCCUGUACCAGAUCGACUUCCAAGUAAUGCUUUAAUUAUGGGAACUUGUAAAUGGCAGGAGUAA